This is a messenger RNA of Monoraphidium neglectum, 1365 nucleotides long. RefSeq lists its product as hypothetical. Gene Ontology annotation, molecular function: pyrimidine nucleotide-sugar transmembrane transporter activity. Lineage: Eukaryota; Viridiplantae; Chlorophyta; Chlorophyceae; Sphaeropleales; Selenastraceae. Gene Ontology annotation, biological process: pyrimidine nucleotide-sugar transmembrane transport. Bases 1 to 1365 code for a protein of 454 amino acids. Gene Ontology annotation, cellular component: Golgi membrane. The transcript is spliced from 8 exons. The record is from RefSeq and is a predicted model, not a curated record.
AUGGGGACCCUUGUAGAUGGCAAGAAGGUCGCGUUUGGGGCGUACGAUCAGCCGCUCAAGCAGCAGGCGGCAAAGAAGUCGAAUGCCUUCAAGAUCGCGCUCGUGGCGUCAGACUGCCUGCUGCUAGUGGCGGGGCUCGCCUGGCAGCAAAAGCAGCAUCAGCAGCAGCAGCAGCAGCAGCAGCAGCAUCAGCAGCAGCAGCAUUCCCCCCAGCAGCCAGGCGCCAGAGCAGGCUUCUGCUCCGGCAGGACCAAUGCACCUGUGCUGGUGCACCUCUCCAAGAACAAGAGCGGUAAGUUCUCGUUCAACCCGGUCAGCGUCAACCUGCUUACUGAGCUGGCGAAGACCACGUUCGCGUUCUGCGUGCUGCUGGCGCUGGGCACGGGGCGGCCGGGGCGGCCGAUGUACUCGUCUGUGAGCGCCUUCAUAGCGGACGCGCAGCACAACAGGCUGCUGGCGGUGCCGGCGGCGCUGUACGCCGUCAACAACUACCUCAAGUUUGCGAUGCAGCUGUACUUCCGCCCCACCACCACCAAGAUGCUGGGCAACCUGAAGAUUUUCACCAUCGCGCUGCUGAUGAGGACGGUGAUGAAGCGGCGCUUCAGCGUCAUCCAGUACGAGGCGCUCUUCCUGCUCGUGGCGGGCAUCACGGUCAACCAGCUGCAGGCCUGCGCCGGCAGCGCCGAGGCCCUGCCCGUCGGCGCGCUCCUGCCCGCGGCCCUCUGCGUCGCCGGCACCGUGACCGUCCCCUCGGCCGCCUCUGUGUACAACGAGUUCGCCCUCAAGAAGCACAUGGACACCAGCGUGCACCUGCAGAACUUCUUCCUCUACUUCUACGGGGCACUCUUCAACCUCGUGGGCGUGCUGGCGAUGAGCGCGUACAAGCGGCAGGGGCUGGCAGAGCUGUUUGCGGGGCAGACGCUCGGCAUCCUGUCGUCCUUCUUUUACAAAUUUGCGGACACCAUCCUCAAGAAGUACUCCUCCACCAUAGCCACCAUAUUCACGGCCCUCAUGAGCUGGGCCAUGUUCGCGCACCCCCUCACCGUGAACUUCGCGAUCGGCGUCAGCAUCGUGUUCGUCUCCAUGCACCAAUUCUUCACAUUCACAGACAAGGCCGGCCCCGCCAAGGGCGCCGCCGCCGCCGCGGGCAACGGCGCCGUCGCGCUCGCCGCGUCCAGCGCACGGGGGCCGCCGGCGCCGCAGAUGAUCCACUCGCCGAGCAUGGAUCAAUUCAGGGUGGCGGCGGGGCCGCCCAGCGGCAACGGCGGGCUGUCGACGUUGGCGGAGGAGGGGGCGGACGAGUACGGGGAGGGGCUUGCGCUCGGCGGGCCGGACGGCUCGCGGGCGCCGCUGCUGCCGCGGUAG